Caenorhabditis briggsae is the source of this 1698-nucleotide messenger RNA. Gene Ontology annotation, molecular function: transcription coregulator activity; histone demethylase activity. NCBI's taxonomy places the organism in Eukaryota, Metazoa, Nematoda, Chromadorea, Rhabditida, Rhabditidae. Gene Ontology annotation, biological process: regulation of transcription by RNA polymerase II; protein demethylation. Bases 1 to 1698 code for a protein of 565 amino acids. The transcript has 11 exons. The record is from RefSeq and is a predicted model, not a curated record.
AUGUUCAACUUCAAGGAUUCCAACUCAUCUCCAACACGGAGCCACUUGAUGAGCUUGACGUCUGAACGAGCGUCUCGUCAAGCUAAAAUUGUCAACUACAAUGAGAAUGCCAUGAGAGUUGUGGCUCGAGCUCCUUUGAAAAGAAGACAAGAAGGGCCAAAGGCGGGAAUUUCUUCGAAAAAACCUGCACCAGCCCAUCGCCAAUCUUCUGAUGCCAAGGAUCCGAUGGAGGAUCUUCUUCAAGCCCAAAGGCCGGCUGGCCGUUUCUCGGCCGCCCGUGGUCUGUUGGAUACGGUCAGGAAGAUAGCCAAGACGUCGUUAGCUUCUGAUGGUCCGAAAUUUCUGGAAAACCGGAACUCUGAUGACUCCCAAGACCCAGUCCAUCACUCUGCUCCAUCGACCUCUAAAAACUCAAAAAUCCAGAUCCGCCGCCCUAUUCUCUGUGAAACCACCUUCAACCACCUGAAAACCGAAUUUCGCCAGGAAAUUCGAAAUUUCAUUGAAACCGGAAAAAAGAUGGGAUGUCAGGAAUUUAUGCCAUUUUUUGAGGACGGUGAAAGGCUUCUGGACACGUAUGGAAAUUAUUCCAAAACCGAGCCAGCAGUCAAAAUUGUCCAGGAUGGGACCCAUUACUUGAGGGAGCUGGAGUCAUUUGAUGGACCCAUCCUCUUCAAAAAGGUCAAAGGAUUGGGUUUGGAGGUUUCAGAAGAAAUCAAUGUUGAAAAUUUGGAGGAACUUCUAGAAGAUCAGAAGUACCUGAACGUGAUCUGCAGUUUUACGCAGAUCACUAAAACUAUGCCGGUCAAGAAAUUCAUGGAAUUCUUCCGCAAAGAUUCUCGAAAUGACGCAUUCAAUGUUAUCUCCUUGGAGGUGUCCAAGCUCAAAAAGCUCGACAGAGAGAUCCGGGUCCCACAAUACGUGGAGAGGUUCGGGAUCAUUAAUCAAUUGAAGACAGCUCUGGAGGCGGAGCAGAAGCGUCAGGGCCGUCUUCUUCUGGAAAGAAAUUCCCAGGAAACUCAAAAAAAUCUGAAAUUUCUGGAAAAAAUCAUUUCUGAGCUCCCAACUUACCAGAAAUUUUUGGUUCUCUCCACAAAAGGAUCUUUCACCAAUGCUCACAUUAACCUCUCAGCCACUGCCACCUUCUUCCAUGUGAAAAUUGGCAAAAAGGUCUUCUACAUCGCCCCGCCCACUCCGGAGAAUUUGGAGAUCUACGAGAGAGUGGAAAAGGAGGAGAUGAGCGAGUGGAUUGGGGAUAUCCUGUGGGACCAGUGGAUCCGGGUGGAGAUUUCGGCUGGGCAGACCGCAAUGAUCCCAUCCGGAUGGAUCCAUUUCGUGUGGACCCCAGAAGACACCAUUGCUGUAUCUGGCAGCUAUCUUCUGGAGAAAUAUGUCAGCAGACACUUCAGAAUCACGGCUCUGGAUGAACAUUGUCUCCAGAAUCAAACUUCCGGAAUCACCAUGGACCACAUGUUCCAGGGCUUCCACCCGGUGAUGUGGGCCUAUGUGAAGUAUAUCCUACUUCCAGAUAUUGCAGGGCGGUCCGUGAGUCCGGAAAAGCUGAAAAUUGUGAAAUUUUUCGCACAAAAUUUGGAGCCCAAGAAGAGUAUGGACCGGAAGUGGUUUGAGGAGGUGGAGCAGUUGGACAUUCAGAAGAAACUGAAAAUCGAGUCCACAGACUCCAAAAUCAUUGAUUUUUAG